UCAAAACCACAUGCACAUGCAUUUGCUUUUGAACUGUUGACCUGUUGACUGAAAUCAUUGUGAAUUCGUUAUCGUAAUAACUGUAAAAAAAAUACGUAUCAUUAUCCACCAAACGUAUUAAUCUGAUUCCAACCAUGGAUCUUCUUUCGUUGCCAAACGAAAUUUUGCUAAAUCAUGUAUUUUCAAGAAGUUUUCUUACAAUCACAGACUUGAAUAAUCUGAUGAGGUCUUGCCAUGGACUUAACAGCUUGAUCCGACACUCUAACGACCUGUGGAGGAAGAAGUUCAUUAACAGGUGGGGCAAGAAUUGCUACAAACAAGAGGAGAAAAAUGAAGUUAUAUGGAUGAAGAUGGUUGCUCUUCGACUUAAUCUGGCUCAAGAGGUUAAAGAGACUGUAGGAAUGAUGUCAUCAGUAUGCUAUCCAUUAGGAGAAACGGCAUUACCAAUGGGUCCAGUAAACAAAUGGAUAAUUUCGGCCCAUCCCAUUCCAAAUUUUGUUGAAGCUGAACUUUGUCAGCUAUUGUCCAAGUCUGGAAUGAAUGAUAAUUUGGCAUUGAAUUACUAUGCCAAAGCCUUGUCAGAGAGUUUUUGGAUGAAGAAGCUUGACCAACAAUGGAAAGAUUAUUUGUCUCAACCAGAAUGUCAAAAUUCACUUUUAGGGGGAGCUGUGUUAUUCUCUCAAUGCAUUCAAGGAAAUUACCUGUGUUCCAGUAAUGUUGAACCAUUAAUGAAGAUCACAACUGAAAGAGUGAAGCAACUUGUCGCUGAAAUGGGGAAUAGUGCACUUGCACUAAAAACAUAUCCUGCUAGCUCCAUGAGGAAUGCCAAGAAGAUAUUAUUAACUAUAAAUAAAGUCAUGUUUGAGGAAAUGGGUUUUAGCUGUUCAAAAGAAAAUGAAGAUUGGUUCUUCAUCAAUUAUCAAAUUGAAAAGGUACUUGAAAACAGGACAGGGUCCGCAAUUUUAAUAAGUAUCGUAUACCAAGAAGUGGCAAGGAUGAUGGGCCUGCGAUGUGAGCCGAUCGACUGUGGUGGUCAAAUACUUCUUAGAUUUCGAGAAUGUUGCGAAAGGAAUGUGGAUUCGAACUACUAUUUGAUUGACGUCCGUGAAGGCGGUUCUUUAAUUCCCAGCACUCCUGCCAUUAUGGGUCAACCAGUUGUUUCUGCCGAAUGCAUUUUUCAACGGAUUUUGAAAGCACCGAUUACUACUUAUCAGGAAUUCUUCGAUGAUUUUGAUUUUCUCGAAAAGAAUUCGCUUAAGUUCUUCCGAUUGGCCAGCGUCAUUUCACCCCGAGUUACUCGAUUUGUUCUGGACUACGGGAAGCUCUCCGCCUCUUUUGGCAUCCAUUUGGAUGAUGCUAUUCAGUUACUUCAGUCUGCAGGCCUUCACGGUGAUCCAGUGAUGGCCGAUUGCAUAACAAAGCAACGCGAACAAUAUGCUGAAAUUUCGCUUGCUAAAAUUGUUUGUCCUCGGUUACCAUCGAUCAAGUACGCAGUUGGCCUUGUAUGUAUGUACAGCUACAUAGCAUGCGGAUUUAAGAAAAGUCAACCUUGUGUCAUUGUUUCCUGGGAUGCCAAGUUUCAGAAAUCAGAAGAGUGGUUGACUUGGCCGUCCACUAAAAACCUUGAUCAGCCGUAUUAUCGCAUACUAGGUCCAAAAAUUGAAUACGGCAAGUUGUAUGUAGCUCAAGAGACUUUGGAGCUUCAUCCUGUCGGUGUUGCAAUCCAACAUGAAGAACUAUGCAUUCACUUUGAACGAUUUGACGGCCGCAGAUAUUUACCAAACACAGAGAAGAAGGCGCAAUACCCAGAGGACGAGGAUGUCGCGAUCUCAUUGAUUAAGAGUUUAGACGACCAAAAUUAAUUGUACGUAUAAGUGAUUGGGAAAUGUCAGUAUUUUAUCACGUCUAAGGAAGCCUUUGAUUAUCCCGCCAGUUUUUAUUUUAGAUCAGAUUGUCAUUGUGCGCUUUUAUCUCUGUUUUACACUUUUAAGGUUGAACUGGUCAGUAACUAUUAUUAGGGUGAGUGCGUUUCAGUAAAAUUCCAAAUGAAUCUAGUCUAGAAAUUUACAACUAAAUAUUAGUAACUUAGUAAAACCUACUUUGUAAAAAAUAAUGUAUUCUUCUGGUAUUUGUUUCUCUUUAUCCUAACUACAUGAGUUGGUGGAAAAAUAAAAUUGUUUAAUUAA
Daphnia pulicaria is the source of this 2186-nucleotide messenger RNA. RefSeq names its product F-box only protein 21-like. Lineage: Eukaryota; Metazoa; Arthropoda; Branchiopoda; Diplostraca; Daphniidae. Bases 135 to 1862 code for a protein of 575 amino acids. Gene Ontology annotation, molecular function: DNA binding; protein binding. The record is from RefSeq and is a predicted model, not a curated record. The transcript is spliced from 8 exons.